CAAGUGACGCGCAAUACACAGUAGCGUCUGGUUGAUCAACACCUCCCACUGGGCAGUUCCCAUACUUCUGCUAUUAACCAUGAAAAUUCACAGUUUUCUUCGUAGCACCGCCCGUUCUCACCCAUUGUCACACGACAUUCCAGUACUCGUAGCUCUCUCCACGAUAUAGACUCCCAAAGGUUUACCGAAGCGCAUGCUACCAAAUUCAUUCAUUGCCACAGCAUGGCGGCCCGAAUGCUCUCUCUAAUUCCGUCCAUUCCCUAUCCUGUCGAGGCAGAGGGGAGAUGGCUCCCCGUGACUUCGACGAUAGACUGGUGCGAAGAGAAUUAUUACGCGACCACUUACUCCGCCGAGAUCGUGAAUACCCUGACGAACCUCCUAUUCAUGUACCUGGCUGCCAAAGGGAUACACAACGUCCUCACCCAGGGCCAUGAUGGCGUCUUCCUUGUCGGCUUCGUCGGCUACCUGCUUGUUGGCAUCGGGAGUUUUCUUUUCCACUCGACGCUAAAAUACCCCUUCCAGCUUGUAGACGAGCUGUCUAUGAUCUAUACGACAUGCCUGAUGUGCUUCGCUACCUUUUCAUACGGCGGGUCAAGGCGGUAUCGCAACACCCUGGCUGCCUCGUUGGUUCUGCUCUCGCUUUUCAUCACCAUCUACUAUCACUAUCUGCAGGACCCAACCUUCCAUGAAGUCGUUUACGCCAUUCUCACCGUCAUUGUCGUAGUGCGUAGUCUUUUCCUCAUGGAGACAAACCUGCGACCAAGAUGGCGUUCCAAGGCGAGAGAAGCAGCCAAUCCACGGCUAAGAGGUCAGGGACCGGCCGCCGUGAUGAUCGAGAAUGAACGGGAUCAAAAGAUUCUGCGAGAGAUGUGGAUCAUGUUCUUCUGGGGCGUCAGCAUAUUCUUGUCCGGCUUCGCACUCUGGGCUGUGGACAAUAUCAGCUGCUCCUCCCUCGUUAGCCUCAGGCGCAAGAUCGGGUUGCCAUGGGGAGUUCUUCUGGAGCUACAUGGCUGGUGGCAUCUGAUGACUGGCGUUGGAGCUUACGCCUAUCUCGUCUGGGGAAUCUGGCUUCGGCACUGCCUCGAUUACAAGCAGGAUGAGUAUGAGUUGGUCUGGCCUCGGUGGACGAGCAUGCCGGUCGUCUUGAAGCGGCAGCCCAAGUAUCAAAUCAACGGAACUGACGAAAAGCUGAAGGAGCUGGUUAGAAACUGACGACAAGAAGCGUACGGAGUACUGAUGAGUAGAAACAUCAUUGAUGGGCACGGUGAGUUGGUCUGCCUUUUUCUUCAAGUUGGCGCGUAUGGGGCCAAAACAAAGUUGGAAACAAGACGGGCGACAAGAAGGAAUAGAUGUAUUUCUAGCUCGUACAAUUCUGCAAUAUGAGUUCUCC
Molecule: messenger RNA, 1390 nt
Organism: Westerdykella ornata
Lineage: Eukaryota; Fungi; Ascomycota; Dothideomycetes; Pleosporales; Sporormiaceae
Product: alkaline ceramidase-like protein
Exons: 3
Coding region: 223-1212 (329 amino acids)
Biological process (GO): ceramide biosynthetic process; ceramide catabolic process
Cellular component (GO): endoplasmic reticulum membrane
Source: RefSeq, a predicted model, not a curated record